Molecule: messenger RNA, 984 nt
Organism: Danaus chrysippus (African queen)
Lineage: Eukaryota; Metazoa; Arthropoda; Insecta; Lepidoptera; Nymphalidae
Source: the annotation of a GenBank genome assembly
AUGGAAGAAACACCAGCCUCCUCCGACGUGGCAAAACUUAGUAAAUUAAGAGAAGCUAAUUGGCCACCAGUACUAUUCUUCAUUUAUAUUCACAUACUAGCCUUUUUUGGAUUAUGGCUCCUUUUCGUCGAAGCAAAAUUAAUGACGAUAUUGUUUUUGGUUUUCCUCGUAUCAGUGGGAAUUCUAGGAAUGACAACAGGUGCUCAUAGAUUAUGGGCGCAUCGAACGUACGAGGCUAACAGUGGGCUUAGAAUUGCAUUGAUGCUCUUCCAAACGCUCGCUGGAAUUGGAUCUAUAUAUGACUGGGUGCAGUACCAUAGGUUACACCAUGCCCACUUUAAGACUGAGUUGGAUCCUUAUAAUCCCAAAAAUGGAUUCCUGUAUGCCCAUGUCUUCACACGUUUCCAGAAACUUAGUCCUCAAAUGAUAGCAUUGAAAGACGCCAUUGAUAUGUCUGAUCUUCAAAAUGAUGGAAUUGUAAUGUUCCAAAAAAGGUUCUAUUGGCUUUUAUAUGGAAUUGUCUUUCUACUAUUGCCAUUGAACGCGCCGAUGGAGUAUUGGGAUGAAUCUAUAUUGUCUACUUUCUUCGUCAUCGGCAUACUCAGAUACGCAUUCCUACUCCACGGCUCUUGGUUGAUUGAAAGCGGUGUCUGUGUAUGGGGUUUACAGGAAGGAGAAAAGUACCCGCCAGAUUCCAAUACAGUGUUUAUAUUAAAUAGAACAUUCUGGCCAGAAUACCACUACAUUUAUCCUCAAGAUUACAAAUCUGGGGAAUUCGGAACUUAUGGCUCCGGGUGUUCAACUGCGUUCAUACGAAUGUUCGCUGUAAUGGGAUUAGCUAAAGAUCUUCGCACUUUAGAAUCAGGGACAUUGCAAAAAGCUCUCGCAGAAUAUGCAAGGACAAAACAACCCUUAGAAGUUUGUUUUAAAAAUGCUUUAGAAAACCAAGUUCUACAUGAAGAACAUUAUUUAAAACGUGAUUAA